AUGCUUCAAAAUGCUGGCGCACUUAGACAGGAUGGAAGCGACAACUAUUGCAACUCAAUCGUCCAAGCCCUUUAUUAUACUGUACCAUUUCGAGAGCAGGUGCUUAAAUUCCCGCCAUUGUCACCAUCUGAUACCCCUAACGGAAGCCGACCUAGGGUUAACGUCCAAAUCCGAGCUCCGGCUGCGAACGGAGGCGCACAUGGAGGCGCACAUGGAGGCGCAAACGCGAAGAAAGGUUCUGCCGCUGACGCGAUGGAGAGGAGGAAACAGAUGAACUCGGGACAAAUCCAGCCGGUGCGGCCGGAGGACAAACCCGACACCCCCGAAUACAAGAAGAAGCAGGCGAUGCUAAAAGGUCCUAUAUUAGAGUUGGCGCAAGAAAGCCACGAAACCUACGGAAUGGAUGAGUGCACAUUCACGGGCCUCCGAGAUAUCUUUAUGGCACUCGUAGAUAGCACGGUCCGCACUGGGGUUCUCAGCCCGCAGCGUUUCCUCGAGAUAUUCAAGCGCGACAACGAGAUGUUUCGCAAUUCGAUGCACCAGGAUGCGCACGAAUUCUACGGACUCGUUUUGAACGACGUAAUAUCGAACGUUGAGAGCACAGCAAAGCGCUUACUUGAUCAGCAGGCCGCUUAUAGUAAUGGUAGUGUUGAAGAAUCUCUCAAAGCAGCGCUAGGAGCAAUUGCUAAGACGUCUUCGAACGGUACGAACUCUCCAGGAACAGGUUGGGUACACGAUAUCUUCGAGGGUGUAUUAACAUCAGAGACUAAAUGCCUUACUUGCGAGACCGCUUCUCAGCGAGACGAGACCUUUUUGGAUUUGUCAAUCGACUUGGAGGAACAUACCUCUGUGACCGCGUGCUUACAGAAAUUUUCGGCCGAGGAGAUGCUCUGCGAGAGGAACAAAUUUCACUGCGAUCAUUGCGGAGGUUUACAGGAAGCCGAGAAGCGGAUGAAGAUCAAGCGACUGCCCAAAGUGCUAGCAUUGCACCUGAAAAGGUUUAAGUAUACAGAAGACUACAGUCGGUUGCAGAAGCUGUUCCAUCGUGUAGUAUAUCCGUAUCAGCUGAGGAUGUUUAAUACGACAGAGGACGCCGAAGAUCCGGAUCGACUAUACGAACUCUACGCCGUUGUUAUCCACAUCGGCGGUAACGCGUACCACGGACAUUACGUCUCGGUCAUCAAGACGGAAGAUCGAGGCUGGCUGUUAUUCGAUGACGAGAUGGUCGAACCCGUUGAUAAGCACUACGUCCGAAAUUUCUUUGGGGAUAAGCCGGGUAUGGCCUGUGCGUAUGUGCUGUUCUAUCAAGAAACGACAUUUGAGAAGAUGCGGGCCGAGCAAGAGGCAGAGGGUCUCGAGGAGGUUAGGAUCGCUAGCGAAAAGGCUGGUGUCGCUCAAGAAGAUGGUCAGCCGAACGGUUCAGCUACGGGGUUAUCAAGGCAGCUAACACAACCGAUUCGGCCACCUGAAGACCGUGAAGGACUAACUAAUUUAGAUCACGCCGCUACAGCACCCGAUAUGUUUGCCGAUUCAGCUGCUGCUCCUUCUCCUGCAUUAUUACCUCAGCUCGACGGCCCGGCGCCACCCAGUCCCAUCAUUUCGGAAAGAACAGAUACGGCUAAGGGCGAAUCGAAGUCGAAAGAAGAAAGGAACCGAGAAAAGAAAGAAGCUAAGGCCCAAGGAAAGGCUCGAAAGAUAGCAGAAAAGGGAGAACUCAAAGCUAAAGAAAAGCAGCGCAAAGAGGCCGACGCACGGUUACGCGAAGCUCGCAAAGCCGAACAAGAGGAGCUUAAGAAAGCCCUAGAGGCAAGUAAAAAGAUGGCUGAAGAAGAUGAGGCCAGUCGUGGGGAACAAGAAGACAGCGUUCCGUCGCUGCAGAAGCCGGAUAGGGGUAGUAAGUCUAUGUCAAGAAAGAGCUUUGGAUUCUUAAAUAGAGACAAAGCGAAACGAGAUAGCAUGGAAGCUUUGCCCGAAAACAAACAGAACGGCGAGAGUGCGGCGCCUCCGCCCGACAAGCCGGAGCAACAGUUCAAACGUAAGAAGAGCUUCAGUUUUAGUCUCGGGAGAAGAAAAAGCCACACUACCCUCACGUAA
Messenger RNA from Daldinia caldariorum, 2094 nucleotides. Its product is annotated as cysteine proteinase. Bases 1 to 2094 code for a protein of 697 amino acids. The transcript has 2 exons. Gene Ontology annotation, biological process: protein deubiquitination. Gene Ontology annotation, molecular function: cysteine-type endopeptidase activity; cysteine-type deubiquitinase activity. NCBI's taxonomy places the organism in Eukaryota, Fungi, Ascomycota, Sordariomycetes, Xylariales, Hypoxylaceae. The record is from RefSeq and is a predicted model, not a curated record. Gene Ontology annotation, cellular component: nucleus; cytosol.